This is a messenger RNA of Drosophila innubila, 1232 nucleotides long. RefSeq names its product probable malonyl-CoA-acyl carrier protein transacylase, mitochondrial (gene beg). The transcript has a single exon. Bases 42 to 1187 code for a protein of 381 amino acids. The record is from RefSeq and is a predicted model, not a curated record. Lineage: Eukaryota; Metazoa; Arthropoda; Insecta; Diptera; Drosophilidae. Gene Ontology annotation, molecular function: transferase activity.
UUACAUUGCAGGCCGCGUUUUUUAUAUAAAAUAUAUAAACUAUGUUUGCCGCGAAAACACGUAAUUUAGUGCGUAAAACGCAUCUGCCUGGCAACUGGAGCUGGUGCCGCUGGAGCAGCAGCAGCAGCGCGGCAAACACAACAGCAGAAACAGAAGCAAAUGCAAAUAAAAGGCAACAAUUGAUCAAUGAGCUGGCGGAACCUCUGGAAACUGGCCACAAUCGAGCCACAAUUGAUCCCAAGGAGACGAGUAUAGUGCUGUUUCCCGGCCAGGGCACACAGUAUGUGGGCAUGGCCAAGGAACUGCUGCGUUUUCCCGGCGCCCGUCGCAUCUUUGAGCUGGCCAACGAUGUGCUCAAAUACGACCUGCUGAAGAUCUGUCUGGAAGGACCACGGGAUAAACUCAAUCGCACGGAGUAUGCGCAACUGGCCGUGAUGGUCUCCUCGCUGGCGGCACUGGAGCAACUGCGUGAGGAGCGACCCAAGGCCAUUGAGAAUUGUGUGGCUGCCGCCGGCUUCAGUCUGGGCGAGAUCACAGCAUUGGUCUAUGCUGGGGCGCUGCCUUUUGAUAAGGCACUGAAGCUGGUGCAGGUGCGUGCCAAUGCCAUGCAGGUGGCCUGUGACCAGAGACCCGGCGCCAUGGCCAUGACCAUCUAUGGACCGGAUACCAAUCUGGGUGAAGCGUGCGCCAAGGCGCAACAAUGGUGCCUAGAUCGUGGCGUGGAGUCACCAUACUGUGGCAUUGCCAACUACAUGUAUCCGCAUUGCAAGGUCAUCGCUGGCAACGUGGAGGCCAUUGAGUUUCUGGAGCACAAUGCCAAAUCUCUAAAGAUACGCCGGAUAAAACGCUUGCCUGUGAGCGGCGCCUUUCAUACGCCUUUAAUGGCCAGUGCCGUGGAACCCUUCAGCAAGGCGUUGAGUGCCAUACGUCUGCAGGAUCCCAUCAUCAGAGUCUACUCCAAUGUGGAUGGCAAGCCAUACAAGCAUGCCACGCACAUUCUACGGCAAUUGCCCAAACAGAUUGUCCGUCCAGUCAAAUGGGAGCAGACACUGCACACGGUCUACGAGCGGCAACAAGGCGUCCAGUUCCCACGCACCUUCGAGUGCGGUCCCGGCAAGGGAUUGCUCCAGGUGCUGGAGAAGGUCAACGCCAAGGCGGCACAAAGCGCUCACAAUGUUUUAGCUUAAUCAAAUAACAUUACAAAUAAAAAACAAACUGUUGCUUUAUAAAAA